AUGCGUGCCCUCCAGGAAGGCACACUGGAGAAGAUGGUGGCGUCCAUGGUACCACCUUUCCCGAGUGGAAAAAUUCCCCACAUCCCCACCUUAAUGUCUACCCACCAGGCCUUCUCCAGAGCCCAGCUGUUCCUGGACCAGCUGUUAACUAGGUGCUGCCCACCUUCCAUCAGAUCUGAUGCCAUCCAGGUGUUCUCUACAUCUGGAAAUAUGCAGCCAUAUAACGACCAGAGUGACACACCCCAGGACCAAUUGAAAAAGGCCGUAGCUUCUGUGAUGGGAGCCUGGCCGGACCAGAUACAAUAUGUCGGCCAGCCCCUGCUUCUCCCCUGGUUCACCCUGAAGCAGGCCCUCGUGCAGGGCCACCUCCCUGCCUCAUACCCGCUGGGCCAUGUGCUCAGCCUCUGGGUGGAGCUGGAGCAUCUGGAGCCCACGGAGGCAGAGCUGGAAGCUGCUCCAGAGGCUCCCCCAGAGCCCCAGCGCGCUCCAGAGCCCGAGGAGGGGCCUGCCCAGGGGCCCGUGCCCGGGCCGGCUCUCCAGCAGGAGCCACCUGGACCACCAGCUCUGAUCCGAAUGCCAACAGCAGAACCAGCUCCAUGCCCAGCAGCGGACCACCCCCCGGCUGGGACCACUAAGCACCUGAUAAAGGAGGAGAAGCGUCACAUCCUGAGCUUCCCUCCAAGACUGGUGGCAGAGCAGCUGACAGUGAUGGACGCGAGAUUGAAUCCCAGGGACUCCAAGGCUCAGGCCACAUCCUCAGCUUCUUGA
This is a messenger RNA of Molossus molossus (Pallas's mastiff bat), 768 nucleotides long. RefSeq names its product ral guanine nucleotide dissociation stimulator-like. The record is from RefSeq and is a predicted model, not a curated record. Lineage: Eukaryota; Metazoa; Chordata; Mammalia; Chiroptera; Molossidae. The coding region runs from base 1 to 768 and encodes 255 amino acids. The transcript is spliced from 6 exons.